Messenger RNA from Umbelopsis ramanniana AG, 778 nucleotides. RefSeq lists its product as uncharacterized. Bases 31 to 687 code for a protein of 218 amino acids. The record is from RefSeq and is a predicted model, not a curated record. Gene Ontology annotation, cellular component: nucleus; cytoplasm. Gene Ontology annotation, biological process: RNA metabolic process. Gene Ontology annotation, molecular function: sequence-specific DNA binding; RNA binding; single-stranded DNA binding. NCBI's taxonomy places the organism in Eukaryota, Fungi, Mucoromycota, Umbelopsidomycetes, Umbelopsidales, Umbelopsidaceae. The transcript is spliced from 8 exons.
CUGUUGCACCCGUAUCACGGAGUUUAUGGUAUGGCGACAUUAGACCACCAAGUGUUUGAGCAGAUCCAGCAAAGACUCGAUGAAGAGACGGCUCGCAAAGAUGAAAUCCGACAAAUUGUACGAGAUCUCGAUCGUACGGCGCGCAUUCAAAUCGCAUAUUUGAAUCGUAUACAUGCCGAUCCGACUGGGCCAGUACCCACAGUGGAUUUCGAGCCUCUAAGGGAGCUAUUGCAAACAUUAGACAAGCUGGUGCCUGAGACUCAAUAUUACAAAUACUGUGAUCUCUGGAGAGGAACACUGCAACAAAUCCUGUUUCUAGUGGCCUUCUCAACCUAUUUGAAGCAUGAGCGAGUUCCAACCAUCGCAGAAUUCCAAGAUGCAUUAGAGUUAAAGGUCGAUAUCCAGAAUGAAUUGCUUGGGUUGCACAUACCAUACGAAGACGUACUCCAGUCUUUCAUCAGUGUGGCAAAUGAAUUGUCCCGGCUUGCUGUCAAUUCAGUCACUAGUGGAGACUACGAUCGACCACGCAGGAUAUCCAGCUUUGUCAAGGACUUGAUGGCAGGAUUUCAACUUUUGAACUUGAAGAAUGAUAAUUUACGAAAGAGGUUUGACAGCCUUAAAUACGAUUUGAAGCGCAUAGAAGAGGUCGUAUACGAUGUGUCGCUUCGAGGAUUAACACGACAGUAGUGGAAGAUAUUAUCGUACGUAGAAAUACGAGGCAGUUAUUAAGAAUGGUUAUAAAAAAAAAAUGAGGGAUGUACAAAUGGAGUGGAGUGUA